Messenger RNA from Schizosaccharomyces cryophilus OY26, 1812 nucleotides. Its product is annotated as dipeptidase Dug1. Bases 58 to 1482 code for a protein of 474 amino acids. The record is from RefSeq and is a predicted model, not a curated record. Gene Ontology annotation, molecular function: metallodipeptidase activity. The transcript has 2 exons. Lineage: Eukaryota; Fungi; Ascomycota; Schizosaccharomycetes; Schizosaccharomycetales; Schizosaccharomycetaceae. Gene Ontology annotation, biological process: proteolysis.
CGCGAAAACCCAAGUCAACUUUAACCAACACGCUCUUUAAAGCUGCUUUGCAAGAAAAUGACACUUGAAACCUUGUACAACUUGAUCGACCAGAAAAAGGAUGAAUUUAUCGCUCUUCUCGCGAAAGCGGUAGCCAUUCCUUCCGUGUCUGCAGAUGCCAACCUUCGUCCUAAGGUCUAUGAAAUGGCCGACUUUGUCGUUGAUGAAUUCACCAAACUUGGAGCCAAGAUGGAAAAGCGCGACAUUGGCUUCCAUGAAAUGGACGGUCAAAAGGUCCCCUUGCCCCCUAUUGUCCUUGGUCAAUAUGGAAGUGAUCCUUCCAAAAAGACUGUUUUAAUCUACAAUCAUUUUGAUGUUCAACCUGCUUCGAAAUCUGACGGCUGGUCUACUGAACCUUUCAAGCUUGAAGUGGACAAUAAGGACCGUAUGAUUGCUCGUGGUGUCACUGACGAUAAGGGUCCCCUCAUUGGUUGGAUGUCUGCCGUUCAAGCCUACCAAGAAUGCGGUUUGGACUUCCCUGUCAACUUGUUGAUGUGCUUUGAAGGUAUGGAAGAGUAUGGUAGCGAGGGCCUUGAUGAUCUCAUUCGUGCCGAGGCUCAAAAGUACUUUGCCAAGGCAGACUGUGUUUGUAUCAGCGAUACUUAUUGGUUGGGUACCAAAAAGCCCGUGUUGACUUACGGAUUACGUGGUGUAAGCUACUUUAGCAUGACCGUAGAGGGCCCUGCUGCCGACCUGCAUUCUGGUGUUUUCGGCGGUACCGUUCAUGAGCCUAUGACUGAUUUGAUUGCCGUCAUGAGCUCCUUAGUCAAGCCCAACGGCGAGAUUUUGAUCCCUGGUAUUAUGGACGAAGUCGCCGAGCUCACUUCUGAGGAAGACCGUCUGUACGACACCAUCGACUAUGAGAUGAGCGAUUUGAAGAAUGCCACCGGUGCUGACAUUUCCAUUUAUAGCGAUACCAAGCGUACCUUGCAACACCGCUGGCGUUACCCUACAUUGUCCCUUCAUGGUAUUGAAGGUGCCUUCAGUGGUAGCGGUGCAAAGACAGUCAUUCCCGCCAAGGUGAAUGGUAAAUUUUCCAUUCGUACCGUACCCAACAUGGAACCCGAAACUGUUCGUAAGCUUGUACAAGACCAUGUAGAAAAGGUUUUCAGCGCUUUGGGUUCCAAGAACAAACUUACCUUCCAUGCUCUUCACGCUGGUGCCUGGUGGAGUUCUUCCCCCAACCACUGGCACUAUGACGUUGGAAGUCGUGCCACUGAGCGUGUUUUUGGUGUCAAGCCUGACUUUGUCCGUGAAGGUGGUUCCAUCCCUGUCACCGUUACUUUCGAACACGCCUUGAAUAGGAAUGUUCUUUUGCUACCCAUGGGCCGUGGUGAUGAUGGUGCUCAUAGCAUCAAUGAAAAAUUAGACUUGGAUAACUUCAUGAAGGGUAUUAAGCUCUUUUGUACUUAUGUUCACGAGUUGGCUUUAGAACAGCAGUAAACCUGUUGAUACUAUCUUUUAUUAUUCUUUACAGUCUCAUAUCCCUAAGCUUCACUGCAUUCAGGUUUAUAGAGUGUUCUCGUUCCUUAUGCUUUUCAUUGGAAGCUUGGGUUCCCUUUUUUCCCACUAUAAUUGAUCAUGGACAUAUACCUAUCUUAAGAUUAUUCUCUUAACAUGAAAAUUUUUCUGCAUGCAUUUUAAUCAAUAGAAAGUAAUACGGUUGGUGAAGUCUUUUAUUCAAUAUAAUAUAAAUGAGAGGUUUGUUUGACUGAAGCUGAAGAUUAGGUACAAAGUUUAUGGAUUAAGGAAACAUAAAAUGUUAACUUGAUA